Molecule: messenger RNA, 1071 nt
Organism: Aspergillus pseudonomiae
Lineage: Eukaryota; Fungi; Ascomycota; Eurotiomycetes; Eurotiales; Aspergillaceae
Product: NAD(P)-dependent alcohol dehydrogenase
Exons: 2
Coding region: 1-1071 (356 amino acids)
Biological process (GO): D-sorbitol catabolic process
Molecular function (GO): zinc ion binding; L-iditol 2-dehydrogenase (NAD+) activity
Source: RefSeq, a predicted model, not a curated record
AUGGAGAGUAACAACCCAUCCUGGUUCUUGUAUGGGCCGGGGGACGCACGUCUACAGUCACUUCCCGUACCGGAGAUUCAGGAUCCCCACGAUGUUAUCGUCCGCAUCGCCUACGUUGGAGUCUGUGGAAGUGAUGUACACUUCUGGAAACACGGCGGAGUCAACAAGAAGGUUAGCAAGGAACAACCGCUAGUACUGGGCCACGAAGCUGCUGGAACCAUUCGUACGGUCGGAACAGCCGUCAAGUCCGUUCAGGUCGGUGAUCCUGUUGCCAUUGAGCCUGGUAUCCCCUGCUGGCGCUGUAAGGCUUGUAAACAUGGCAACUACAACAUCUGCAGAGAGAUGAGAUUUGCGGCAGUACCACCCGACGUGCAUGGUACCUUGACCAAGUAUUACCGGGUGCCAGAAGAUUUUGUCUAUAAGAUACCAUCGGGGAUGAGCCUUCAAGAAGCAGUGCUCAUGGAGCCUCUCUCCGUGGCGGUGCAUGCUACUCGUCUGGUCAACAUCACCCCUGGCCAAACCAUUGUCAUCAUGGGUUCCGGGUCGGUCGGUCUUUUGUGCGGCGCAGUCGCCAAGGCGUUCGGCGCUCACCGGAUCAUUCUGGUCGACAUCCUGGAACACAAGCUGUCAUUUGGGUCUGAGUUCCUCGAUUGCGAAACCUUCCUUGUCAGUUUGGACGACGCACCAGAGGAGAGUGCUACUCGUUUGUUAGAUAUGCUGAAUGCUCCGGAUGGGGUCGAUGCCGUGAUCGAGGCUUCCGGUGCUCAAGGCCCAGUCCAGAUUGGCAUAUAUGCCUUACGGCGCGGUGGCAGUUACGUUCAAGCCGGUGUUGGGAAGCCAAAAGCUGAGAUCCCGAUCUUGGCCCUGUCCCAGAAAGAACUCCACGUCCAUGGAUGCUUUCGGUACGGACCGGGAGACUAUGAGCUGGCUCUAAAGCUGCUCACCAAGGGAUCCAUUGACGUUAAACGCUUAAUUACCAGCGUGACACCUUUCGAACACGCGCCGCAGGCUUGGGAUAAGACGGCACGGGGAGAAGGGAUCAAGAACCUGAUUCAGGGUGUGCAAGACUAG